AUGAGCGACAGCUUACUAGCCCGCCUCCUCUCGGAGCUGCAGCUCGACCACCACCGCUCACUUCUCGAGGAGGAGGAGCUCACCUUCAGCCUCCUCGCCUCGAUGCGAGCCGAUCUCCUCGUUGACUCCCUCGCUGAGCUGGGCUUCACGCCGGCGGAGGCACUUCGACUGCAGGAAGGGCUUGGCGGCGGCGGCAGCGAGGUUGCGGCAGACGAGGGCGGCGCCGAUGCGGCUGGCGGUUGGUCGGCGCUGCACAGCUUGCCCCCGAGCAGCGACGCGUCUGCCCGGCGGGAGCGUUUCUCUGUCCGUCUGCCCGCGGGAGGCGUCGUGCAGGCGGCGUGGCAGGGCGGGAGACCGCCCGUCUGGGCGGUGCUCGGCUGGCUCGCGGCGGUCCUCAAGCUCGACGUCGACGAGCUCAUCGGCAAGUACGCCCUCGUGGACCGCUCCUCGCUGCCGCCGCGCGAGCUCGAGGACGAGGCAGCCACGCUGCGGGCGGCCGGACUCGCCGCCGGAGCGACGCUGCUGCUGCAGCCGAGGGCGGGCGAGAUGGAGACGGUCGGCCGGCUGUGCGGUUCGUACACCUUCGCCGACGAGGCCUUCCGCAAGGCAGGGAUGCUCGUGCUGCUGCAUGGCCCGUCGGCGAGCUCGCGCGCCCUCGCACACGAUCUGCAGGCGAGGCUGCACUUCCUCUCGCUCGCGUUCGUGCCAGCUUCGGUCCGCCGCCUCGCCGCCGCCGCAGGCAGCGGCGAAGGGGAGGACGACGCGGGAGACGCCGGCUACAGCGCCUUCGGCGGCGACUCGCUCGAGGCGGGUGCCGAGGAGCUACACAUCGUGAUGCGCUUCCUGCAGGCGCAGCAGCCGGCGCUGCGGGCAGCAACACUUGGCCGGAGGGAGGCACGGGUUGAGGCUCUCAACGACUGGCUCGAGGGAGCGAGGCGCCUCAACGAGCAAGCUGCGUCGGAGGAGGACGGCGACAACCUCGGCGGCGACAAGCAGGCGGACGACGACGACCUCGCGUUCUACUUUUGAGCUUGUUUUCGCCCCUGGCACACGCCACACCCCGAACCGGCGGCGAACCCCGUGCCCCGCUCGAGAGCCUGAAACGCUCGCUCGAGAACGGCGAACGCGGGAACGGGGACGCACAGUGAGAUAGUCGAUCUAGAGUCCGACCGGCGAGCGAUAGGCAGACACAGCAUCAAGUGGGUUUUAUUUCUGACUGUCUCGUGUCUGUUUUAACAUCUGUCAUCUCG
Molecule: messenger RNA, 1250 nt
Organism: Emiliania huxleyi CCMP1516
Lineage: Eukaryota; Haptophyta; Isochrysidales; Noelaerhabdaceae
Exons: 6
Coding region: 1-1029 (342 amino acids)
Source: RefSeq, a predicted model, not a curated record